Molecule: messenger RNA, 648 nt
Organism: Oncorhynchus gorbuscha (pink salmon)
Lineage: Eukaryota; Metazoa; Chordata; Actinopteri; Salmoniformes; Salmonidae
Product: low-density lipoprotein receptor-related protein 1B-like
Exons: 5
Coding region: 163-648 (161 amino acids)
Molecular function (GO): calcium ion binding
Source: RefSeq, a predicted model, not a curated record
UGUCCCCUGAAUCACAUACAGUGUAUAGGGACGAGGAAGUGCAUUCACUUCAACAAGCUCUGCAACGGAGCAAUAGAUUGUGAGGAUGGCUUCGAUGAAGGAGUUCACUGUAGAGAGCUGCUGUCAGCCUGCCAUGAGCUGCGUUGCCGCUACGGCUGUGUCAUGACGAGAAACGGCACCUUCUGUUUCUGCGCUGACGGCUUUGAGGUCAGCGAGGAUGGGACAAGCUGCAGAGAUUAUGAUGAAUGUGCUGUGUACGGAGCAUGUAGCCAAACCUGCCUGAACACCUACGGCUCAUAUAGAUGCAGCUGUACAGAGGGAUACAUCUUACAGAAUGACAGAACAUCCUGCACAGCCAAACAAGACCCUGGCGACUCUCCUCCAGCUCUACUGAUUGGAAGGUCAGAUUGCAUAGCAACCACACGAUUAAAUGGAUCUAAUCUACAGACCUUGAAACUGUUGGAUGAAAAUGGAUCCCUUUCAUUGGAUUACAAUUACCAGGAAAAGGAAGUGUGUUGGCUUCUUUCCUCAGACUCCCUCAGACGGCUACGCUGUGCUAAAAUGAAGAAUCUGAAUGGAUUUACAAUGGAAAUGGAUAUCAAAACAGUACAAAGUUUACAAACAACCACAUGCACCCACAGCACUUAG